Molecule: messenger RNA, 798 nt
Organism: Didymodactylos carnosus
Lineage: Eukaryota; Metazoa; Rotifera; Eurotatoria; Philodinida; Philodinidae
Source: the annotation of a GenBank genome assembly
AUGCCAACAUGUUCAUGCAAUCAAACAGUAUUUCAACAUGAUAAUACUACAUAUUGUACAAUUAAUCGAGAAAAUAUUGGUGCCGAUGUAUAUGUUACUAUUGAUUAUAUACCAAGAAACAGCACAAAAUUUUAUAUUAAGAAUCCCUAUUAUAUAUUAACGUAUCAAACAAUUUUUUAUAAUGAUACGACAAACGAAUGGAAUCAACAAACAAUUGAUAUUAGAUAUGGAUGUAAUUGGAAUUUAUGUAAUAAACCUGAACUUGUUCCAAAAUUAUUAUCAACUUUAACUUUAUCAUUACCUAUACAUUGGUUAAACACAUUUAUUAUUGGUACAAAUCCAUCAACAUGCCAUCAAUGUCAAAGUGGAUCAGUAUGUGAAAAUACAAAUUUUACUGAUUUUAGUUCUUGUCCAGUGGUAUCAUGUAAAGGAUCAUGUGUUAUGAGUGAUUUAUUUGAAAAUUUUCAAGCCGGUUUACCUCAAUUUUGUUAUCAAUCAAUAUGUUUUAACAAUACUGACUCUAAUAUUGAUACACAUAGAAUUGACAUUGAAGGCAUUUAUUAUUUGGAUACAGAAGAAUUUAAUAUAUGGGAAAUAGAUGUUUAUUGUCGAGCAAAUAAUUGUAGUAGACCAGAAAUAUUCAAUGAAAUACGAUCUAAUCUCAAAGAAAACAUCAAUAUUGAGGCUUUUUUAUAUACAGCAACGGCAACGACACCAGUAUCACAUAGUGCAAAGAUAUAUGUACAAUUUUAUGUCUUAAUAAUACUAGUAUCCAUUUGCAUUAUCAUUAAAAGAUAA